Messenger RNA from Brassica oleracea var. oleracea, 1116 nucleotides. RefSeq names its product secretory carrier-associated membrane protein 2-like. The transcript has 11 exons. Bases 131 to 979 code for a protein of 282 amino acids. The record is from RefSeq and is a predicted model, not a curated record. Gene Ontology annotation, cellular component: recycling endosome membrane; trans-Golgi network membrane. NCBI's taxonomy places the organism in Eukaryota, Viridiplantae, Streptophyta, Magnoliopsida, Brassicales, Brassicaceae. Gene Ontology annotation, biological process: protein transport.
AGUUUUGUUUUCUCUCUGUGACUACAAAGUGCCCUCUUCGUUGAAACCAUUCUCACUGCAGUCUGCAUUCUUGAUUUCUGUCAAACUCCAACGACCUCCAAAACUCUUUUCUUGAAUAAACUUCUUGAAAAUGGCACGACAAGAUCCUAAUCCAUUUGCUGAUGAAGAGACCAAUCCUUUUGCGGAUAAUAAAAGUGUUCCUCCUGCAAGCAACUCCUAUCUCAAGCCGCUUCCACCUGAACCUCAUGAUCGUGGUGCAGCAGUCGAUAUCCCUUUGGAUUCCAGCCAGGAUCUUCGAGCUAAAGAGAUGGAACUUCAGGCUAAGGAGAACGAACUGAAACGUAAAGAGCAGGAGCUUAAAAGAAGAGAAGAUGCAAUAGCGCGAACUGGAGUUGUCAUUGAGGAGAAGAAUUGGCCAGAGUUUUUCCCUCUAAUUCAUCAUGACAUUACUAACGAGAUUCCUAUUCACUUACAGAAGAUCCAAUAUGUUGCAUUCGCCACAUUGUUAGGGUUGAUAGCAUGCCUCUUGUGGAAUAUUGUGGCAGUAACUGUAGCUUGGAUCAACGGAGGAGGUCCCACUAUAUGGCUUCUCUCAAUCAUCUACUUCAUUUCUGGUGUCCCUGGGGCUUACGUCUUAUGGUAUCGUCCUCUUUACCGAGCUACCAGAACUGAUAGUGCCCUGAAGUUUGGAACUUUCUUCUUGUUUUACUUGUUUCACAUUGCGUUCUGCGGCUUUGCUGCAGUUGCUCCACCAGUCGUCUUUCGAGGAAAGUCCCUCACAGGUUUCUUACCAGCAUUUGAGUUUCUAACUACUAAUGCUAUGGUCGGGAUAUUGUAUUUCAUUGGGGCGGGCUUCUUCUGCAUCGAAACACUUCUCAAUAUAUGGCUGAUUCAGCAAGUAUAUGCAUACUUCCGAGGGAGUGGCAAAGCUGCACAGAUGAAGCGUGAAGCUACAAACUCGAUGGUGCGUGCACUAUGAAGCCAACACUCAAUUGACGGUGGCUUGAGAUGAAAUCUUGAACUCUCUCCACACAACAUUUGACACAAACCUCCUCUCUUUGCAAAGUCUAGCCUCACACAUUUUGUCUUACUUUGUAAAGACUAAAUCAAGUACCU